UGUAUACAAGUAAAAUAAUUUUUGAUUUAAAAUGUGUGAUGACGACGUAGCAGCUUUAGUAGUAGAUAAUGGAUCAGGCAUGUGUAAGGCAGGAUUUGCAGGAGAUGAUGCUCCACGUGCUGUAUUCCCUUCUAUUGUUGGAAGACCUAGAUAUCAGGGAAUUAUGGUUGGUAUGGGACAAAAGGAUAGUUAUGUGGGAGAUGAAGCACAAAGUAAAAGAGGUGUUUUAACAGUUAAAUAUCCAAUUGAACAUGGUAUUGUAACAAAUUGGGAUGAUAUGGAAAAAAUAUGGCAUCAUACAUUCUAUAAUGAAUUAAGGAUUGCUCCGGAAGAACACCCCGUUCUUCUGACUGAAGCUCCUUUGAAUCCUAAAGCUAAUCGAGAGAAGAUGACACAAAUUAUGUUUGAAACUUUUAAUUCUCCAGCAAUGUAUGUCGCCAUACAAGCUGUUUUAUCACUUUACGCUUCAGGACGCACUACAGGCAUUGUUCUAGAUAGCGGAGAUGGAGUUUCACACACAGUACCAAUUUACGAGGGAUAUGCAUUACCGCAUGCAAUUUUACGUAUGGAUUUGGCUGGUCGUGAUUUAACGGAUUAUCUUAUGAAAAUUCUAACGGAAAGAGGAUAUUCUUUUACCACUACCGCAGAGCGUGAAAUCGUUCGAGAUAUUAAAGAAAAAUUGUGUUAUGUGGCUUUGGACUUUCAGCAAGAAAUGGCUACGGCUGCUGGUUCAAGUGCUUUGGAAAAAAGCUAUGAAUUACCAGAUGGUCAGGUGAUUACUAUCGGAAACGAACGUUUCCGUUGCCCAGAAGCAAUGUUUCAGCCAAGUUUCCUCGGCAUGGAAUCAUGCGGGAUACAUGAAACAACUUAUAAUUCAAUUAUGAAAUGCGAUGUUGAUAUUCGUAAGGAUUUGUAUGCGAAUUCGGUUCUAUCGGGCGGUACCACCAUGUAUCCGGGUAUUGCGGACAGAAUGCAAAAGGAAAUAACGGCACUGGCUCCAUCCACAAUGAAAAUCAAGAUAAUCGCGCCUCCGGAAAGGAAAUACUCGGUCUGGAUCGGUGGUUCGAUCUUGGCCAGCUUAAGUACGUUCCAGCAAAUGUGGAUCUCGAAACAAGAGUAUGACGAAUCGGGACCAUCCAUUGUACACAGAAAGUGUUUCUAAUUUUUUUUUUUUUUUUUGCUAUGAUUUCAAAA
This is a messenger RNA of Apis dorsata (giant honeybee), 1194 nucleotides long. RefSeq names its product actin, clone 403-like. The coding region runs from base 32 to 1162 and encodes 376 amino acids. Lineage: Eukaryota; Metazoa; Arthropoda; Insecta; Hymenoptera; Apidae. The record is from RefSeq and is a predicted model, not a curated record. Gene Ontology annotation, biological process: mitotic cytokinesis. The transcript is spliced from 4 exons.